UCAACAAAGUUUUGAUACAACUACAUUGAAUGAUCUCUACAAUCAACUGAAAACACAUGAAUGUGAGGUCUCAGAAAUGUAUGAAGAAUCAAAACUAGCGAUUGGUGGUCCUUUGGCUCUUAUUUCAAAGGUAUCAGAAACUGAUGAAAAAGAUGGUUCAGAUGAAGAAGGAUUUUUGAUGAACUCUGAUGAUGAAGCUGUAGCAUUCUAUUCAAACAACAGAGUUAAAAAGUUUUUCAAAAAGCCUUUUAAUCCAAAAGGAAAGAAUAGUGAUGCGAAAAAUGUUGUCACAAGAACUGGAGGGGAAGAGAGGAAGAAAAUGGAGAAAAUUGAUGAAAAACAGAAAAAUGCGAAUGAAGAGAAAAAGUUGAAAGGUGAUUCAGGAAUUUAUUGUCAUUAUUGCAAUGAUGCGAAUCAUUUCGCAGCUGACUGCAUGUUGCGAAAGAAAGAAGAGAAGAAAGAAAAAGUCAAAGAUGAAGCAUACUACUCCGAGAAGAUUGAAGAAUUACGUGCUAAGACCAAAGGAGUGUCAUUAGUUGCUAAGGGAGAAACUGCUGAAGAAGAAAGUGGAACUUAUCAGAUCUGGUCUUCUGGAUCUGAUGAUGAGGAAAUGAGGCAUCCCACACAUGGAGCAAUGUUCGCAAGUUUUGAGGAUUGCGAAGAGAACAUUUCAGGGAGAUGUUUUGUGUCUAAAUCCACUGACAAGUCACCCAUGACAACCAAGUAAUGAAGCUAAGAAAUUAAAUGUGCAACUUAGUGAGACACGAAGAGAUUUAGAAAUAAAGAAGAGCAGAGUUGAGAAAUUGGAAUUGCAAGUCAAAAAUAUAGAUUGUGAUAGGAAUAAUCUUACUAACGAUGUUAGGUUAUUACUAGCACAAAGAAACAUAUAUUGUAAUUCUGCAAAACGACUAUAUGCAAAAUUAACAGUUUUACAUCA
Molecule: messenger RNA, 937 nt
Organism: Lactuca sativa (garden lettuce)
Lineage: Eukaryota; Viridiplantae; Streptophyta; Magnoliopsida; Asterales; Asteraceae
Source: RefSeq, a predicted model, not a curated record